AGCAGCUCUAGCUCAAUGACAUCUGUUUACAGACGUAUACAGUAAUUUUUGUCAGCUUUGUGCAUUUAUUUAUUUCAUACAAAACUAAUAAUGUAAAGAAACUCAGUAUUUUAUUUAGAAAAUACAUAUAGUCAUUUGUCCUGCGAAUCUCGCUAUUUAUAAAUUACGACGCACUCAAAGGGAGUGCAACCGAACGAAAAACAAACCAUUCAGGGACAAAGACAAGUGGCCAAAAUGAUCACUACAAAUUUUGUGCGUUCUACCUGCAGCAUUUCGCUGGUGUUUUUGGCAUUUUGCAUAGCCGACUCUGCCACCGAUGAGAAUCUCUCAAUACAACGCUAUUUGUCCUCAGAUGACACAAGUUUAAGCACAAAUAAGCGCAUUCAACAGAUUAUGCAGGGCGGCUCAGCUGAUAUAAGUUGGCCACAACCACCUAAAUUAAAAGCUGAGAAAAUCGAUGUGAAAGAAGAAAUCGAGAAAUUAAAUACAACUUAUGUGUAUCAAAGUGCUUGGCCAGCUGAUGAGCUAAAAUUGGGUGCAGUGAGUGCGGUGAGUUUCGACAAGGAAGGAAAUGUGGUUAUAUUUCAUCGUGUAGAUCGUCUUUGGGAUGGCAAUACGUUCAACAACCGCAAUGUCUUUCAACAACGGAAAAAAGGACCCAUACGCGCUAAUACCGUAUUGGCAUUAGAACGUAAAAGUGGUCACGUCGUGUAUGGCUGGGGAAAGGACUUAUUCUAUAUGCCACAUGGUUUGACCAUCGAUCAUGAGAAUAAUGCUUGGGUAACCGAUGUGGCGCUGCAUCAAGUUUUCAAAUUUGGUCCACGUGGCUCUAAUGAUAAACCGCUGCUGACUUUGGGUACUGCUUUUAUACCCGGCGUAGGUGAUUCGAAAUUUUGCAAGCCCACUUCAGUUGCCGUACUCGAGAAUGGCGAUUUCUUCGUGGCAGAUGGUUACUGCAAUGCACGUAUUUUGAAAUAUGAUAAAGCUGGCAAUAAAAUCCUUUCAUGGGGACAAAACUCAUUCUCUGGCAUGUCCUUUGAGGUGGCGCCAAAGAACUACUUCGCCAUUCCGCACGCGCUCACGCUUGUGCCCGAACAGCAAUUAAUUUGCGCAGCUGAUCGCGAAAAUGGUCGUGUACAGUGUUUCUACUGGACCAACGGUACAUUCCAUUCACAAUAUCAUAGUCAAAUUAUAGGCGAUCGCUUAUUUAGCAUGGAUUAUACGCCAGUGGAAGGCGGUCAACUUGUCGUUGUUAAUGGACCGAUCGGUGAAUUGGGCAUCAGGUCGCUACCUUACAACGAAGUACGCGGCUAUGUGAUCAAUAUGCGCACCAAACAGGUGAUCUCAAAGUUUGGUCCUAAUGAUAUGCAAUUUUCAAACCCACAUGAUGUGGCCGUCACCAAGGAUGGCAAUGAAAUUUAUGUCGCCGAAUUGAAUCCGAUGCGUGUACACAAAUUUCUACAUAAAACCGUGGCUAAAUCGAUGCCUCUGUCAGCUGCAAAAACAACUACGCUUAGCAAGAGCAACACAUUGGGUCGCACCGGUCCCGAAUAUCAUGUGGACGAAGUUUUGGUCAAAUCUAACGUCACUAACACGAACAAGCCAGCACUAAGUGCAAACGCACAAGAAAUGGAAGAGAUCUCAACGCAGCCAACAACAAAAGCACACCAUCCCGGUGGCACCGCCAUACUGGUGGCUUCACUAAUGUUGCUUUUUGCUUCGCUAACAUUUAUGCUGGCAUUCAUUAUAGCUCGUCGACGCAAACGAGGUUGUUUGCCAUUUGGCGUGAAGAAUCGUCGUCAUGCCUGGGAUUUUCCCUCAAAGCCGGAAGGUUUCAAACUGGGCGGCCUCCUGUUGGAUCGUGGCAAGCGUGGUGGCUUUGAGAAGCUCGAUCAAAAUGCCAGCGACGAAGAGAACGAAGCGUCUACAAAUAUGUUGACUAGUGCGCCAUUUGCUUAAGUACUUACAUUAUACAUGAGUGUAUACAUGGCUGUAUGUAUGUAUGUAAGUGUGUAUAAUGCGCAUUAAUGCCUACAAGCUUUAUUGAAGAAAUGAAGACUAUCUGAUUUCUUAUGACGUCACUAUAUGGAAUCUUAUGACUCGGAGAGUAUAAAUUUUGUUUUGUUCGAUUAGACUGCGUUCACACGAGGGCUGCUUUUGUCGCCCAUCUUUAACAGUGAAUUCACUUUUGAUCAUUUUGCGUUCACGCGAGCGACACGAGUCCGACAUAUUGAGUCGGAUGGUUUUUCUCAAGUUCUUGUACGCUUCAUGCACGCAAUGCACGAAAAUAUUUUUUAUUAUCUAAUUUGAAUCCUUCAAAUAUUCAUACAUAUUUACAUAUUACAUACA
Messenger RNA from Bactrocera neohumeralis, 2349 nucleotides. RefSeq names its product peptidyl-alpha-hydroxyglycine alpha-amidating lyase 1 (gene Pal1). NCBI's taxonomy places the organism in Eukaryota, Metazoa, Arthropoda, Insecta, Diptera, Tephritidae. Gene Ontology annotation, biological process: peptide metabolic process. The transcript is spliced from 7 exons. Gene Ontology annotation, cellular component: membrane; extracellular region. Gene Ontology annotation, molecular function: catalytic activity; protein binding. The record is from RefSeq and is a predicted model, not a curated record. The coding region runs from base 235 to 1959 and encodes 574 amino acids.